Eimeria maxima is the source of this 1398-nucleotide messenger RNA. Its product is annotated as GAF domain-containing protein, putative. Bases 1 to 1398 code for a protein of 465 amino acids. The record is from RefSeq and is a predicted model, not a curated record. The transcript has 5 exons. Gene Ontology annotation, molecular function: protein binding. NCBI's taxonomy places the organism in Eukaryota, Apicomplexa, Conoidasida, Eucoccidiorida, Eimeriidae.
AUGGGUUAUGCAAAACAAAGCCAUACUCAACUGUCCGGAAGCCUCCGAGUGUUUAGGGUUCAGCAGUAUAGAGGGGUAGAGACGGAGAGAAAUUCCUUGCUACAUAUCGAGGAUGCCUUGGCCUGUAGCCAACGCUGUUUUACGCUGUUCCUUGCCUUCUGCAUGAUGCUGCUGUUGCUGUUGGUGGCGGUGCACUUGCCGUUGCUGCUGUUGGAUCCGCGUUUUAACCCCGAGUUUGAUGAGAAAUCUGAGCAGAAGACUCGCAGUGUAUUGGCAGCUCCUGUCAUGGAUCGAUCCGGGGAGGUUAUUGCUGCACUUGUCCUCUUCAACAAGCAUCCGCAGUUCACAGGACGCUUUUCUGAGGACGACGAACGGAUGGUGGAGAUGAUGAGCCGCCAUGUGCAAAUUUUUAUGGAGAUGUUUGAGUACGGCGCGGCAGAAGACAGGAAAAUGAUAUUCCUUCCCGAGCCAGAAGACGUGUCCAAAGGGGAGAGAGACAAAUAUCGACAAGCACAAACGCAUGCGAGACAUGAAUCAGAUGCCUCUUCAACCGCUACCAGCGACAGCAGCCACCGGAACAUAAGCAACGGGAGCAACAACAACGAAGUCCAUCGGGGGAGUUGGCUGCGGCAUUUAGGGGACAUAUGGGCUGCAACAUUUGCCACAACAGUAACAAACCAUAAAACGGAGCACCAUCAUCAGCAGCACCAACAACAUACGAAGCAGAAGCACAGGCUACAAGACCCUGGUGCCUCUUGCAAUUGUAGCAGCAGCUGCAACAGUUGCAGCAAGAGUGUAAACAGCUCAAGCGUGUUGAUGCAGUCUCUUGGCAGUCCGUAUUUGGGUGGUGUUGGCGAUUCCCGUGCAACGGGAGGAGGGGGGUCGGGGGGCAGUCUUAGCAGGAACCCUGCUGCUGCGGCAGCAGCAGCUGCGGCAGCUGCUGCGGCAGCAGCAACAGCAGCAGGAAUAGGCAUGGCUGCGGUGGAGGGGAGAUUUGCUUGGUGGUCGAGGUGGCUGCGCUGCUUUUUUGAGGGUGACGACAUGUUAAAUUUGCGAGACAAACCAAGUGGUUCAGAAGAAGAAGGAACAGCAGCUGCAGCAGAAACAGCUGCACCAGCAACAGGAAACACAGCAGCAACAACAGGAACUGCAGCUGCAAAGACUGUAUGGACGAGGGGAGAGUGCGGUAGAGGCAUUCAGGGGGGAGGGUUUUGCCCUGUUAAAAUAGGGAUGGAGGAGCCGUCUCAAGGAGACAGCUCUGCAGGUGCUGCAACAUCAUCUAGCCACAAGAAGAAGAAGACAGCAACUUUCUUGCAGUGGAGGACAUCUUCACCUCAUUUGUGCAGCAGCAGCAGCAGCAGCAGCACGGGUGCAAAGAUUGUCCGGGUCGAGAGAUGA